Cryptococcus wingfieldii CBS 7118 is the source of this 324-nucleotide messenger RNA. RefSeq lists its product as hypothetical. The record is from RefSeq and is a predicted model, not a curated record. The transcript has 4 exons. Lineage: Eukaryota; Fungi; Basidiomycota; Tremellomycetes; Tremellales; Cryptococcaceae. The coding region runs from base 1 to 324 and encodes 107 amino acids.
AUGCCCAAGAUCGUCCACAUUGUCCUUUGGAAGCUCAAGCGCCCAUCCGUGCUGACAAGCACUUCGACUGAACAAGUAUUUGCUGAAGCGAAGAAGGCCAUCUCGGCUUUGAAGGGUGUACCUGGUCCUGAAACGCUUCAUCUUGGUGGACCCCUCAUCGACGCUAGAGCCAAGGGGUUUGACUACGGUCUGUACUCUGUGUUCUCUUCCGCCAAAGCGCUUCAAGAGUAUGCCACGUCCGAGGCUCAUCUGAAGGUUGUCAAGGAGAAUGUGCUCCCCAAUGUCGACGAAGUCCUCGCGUACGACUUUGAGCUCGAAGAGUAG